AUGGAGUAUCCUGCAUUGAGCACGGUGGAGAACGCGGACAGCGGCGGGGCCCGGUCGUACAACAAUUCGGAGGAGCGGGAGGGCCGGGAACCGGAUGGGCUGCGCUUCGACCGCGAGAGGGCGCGCCGCCUCUGGGAAGCAGUGUCCGGGUCGCAACCAGUGGGGAGGGAGGAAGUGGAACACAUGAUCCAGAAGAACCAGUGUCUCUUCACCAACACCCAGUGUAAGGUUUGCUGCGCCUUGCUCAUUUCUGAGUCUCAGAAGCUGGCACACUAUCAGAGCAAAAAACAUGCGAACAAAGUGAAGAGAUACCUAGCAAUCCAUGGAAUGGAGACACUAAAGGGGGAAAUGAAGAGGCUAGACUCAGAUCAGAAGAGCAGCAGAAGCAAAGACAAGAACCAGUGCUGCCCCAUCUGUAACAUGACCUUUUCCUCCCCUGUCGUGGCCCAGUCGCACUACCUGGGGAAGACCCACGCAAAGAACUUAAAGCUGAAGCAGCAAUCCACUAAGGUGGAAGCUCUGUCGAAACGCCUUACAAACCCUUUCCUUAUGGCCUCCACCUUAGCCUUGCACCAGAAUAGAGAGAUGAUAGACCCAGACAAGUUCUGCAGCCUCUGCCACGCGACUUUCAAUGACCCUGUCAUGGCUCAGCAACAUUAUGUGGGCAAGAAACACAGGAAACAGGAGACCAAACUCAAGCUUAUGGCACACUACGGACGGCUGGCUGACCCUGCUGUCACUGACUCAUCAGCCGGGAAGGGCUACCCCUGCAAGACAUGCAAGAUAGUGCUGAACUCCAUAGAACAGUACCAAGCUCAUGUCAGCGGCUUCAAACACAAGAACCAGUCACCAAAAACAGUGGCAUCACCUCUGGGCCAGAUUCCCGUGCAAAGGCAACCCAUUCAGAAAGACUCAACCACCUUGGAAAACUAA
This is a messenger RNA of Rangifer tarandus platyrhynchus (Svalbard reindeer), 933 nucleotides long. The record is from the annotation of a GenBank genome assembly. NCBI's taxonomy places the organism in Eukaryota, Metazoa, Chordata, Mammalia, Artiodactyla, Cervidae.